GGUUUCACACCGAAGCAGAGAGGGAAGAGAGGCGAUAUAACAGUUUGAGCCCACGCCAUUGAAUGGAAGUUUCUGUUUCCUUUUAGGCAUCAAGAAUAUGGAGGAGAAGAAGAAGACACUCGGCGUCCAGGGCCUGUUGGCAACGACGGCGGUGGCGGUCCUUUGGCUAAGUUCUCUUGCCGUUUCGACAGAACAAACGAAUCAGAAGGAGUUGCGAUUCGGGGUAAAGGGGGAAUUCAAGAUACUGCAGGUGGCCGACAUGCACUAUGCCGAUGGCAAGACCACACCCUGCAAGGACGUUCUUCCUUCUCAGAUGGCAGGUUGCUCUGACCUCAACACCACCGCCUUCCUCAAUCGAAUGAUCCUGGCUGAGAAGCCUGACCUUAUUGUUUUCACAGGGGAUAAUAUCUAUGCCCAUGAUGCGACUGAUGCGGCAAGUUCUUUAGAUGCUGCAUUUGCCCCGGCCAUUUCCUCAGGCAUACCAUGGGCCGCCGUAUUGGGAAACCACGACCAGGAGUCCGCCUUGUCAAGAGAAGGGGUCAUGAAACACAUAGUUACCCUCAACAACACUUUGUCUCAGGUCAAUCCUCCCGGGGCCGAUGCCCUCGAUGGUUUUGGGAAUUACAACUUGGAGGUCCAUGGAUUUGAAGGCUCUGGUUUUGAGAACAAAUCGGUCCUCAAUCUUUACUUCCUCGAUAGCGGCGAUUACUCAACGGUACAUGCAAUUUCCGGUUACGGUUGGAUCAAACCCUCUCAGCAAGUUUGGUUUGAACGCACGUCUGUGGAGCUUCAGAGAGCCUAUAUGAGUGAGCCAGAGGCUCAGGAAGCACCUGCACCAGGGCUCGUUUACUUCCAUAUACCAGUGCCCGAAUACGCAAGUGUCAAUUCAUCGAAUUAUACUGGUGUAAAUCAAGAUGGCAUCAGCUCUCCUAGAGUAAACUCGGGUUUCUUUACAACUAUGGUAGAAGCAGGCGAUGUUAAAGCUGUUUUCACGGGCCACGAUCACCUUAACGACUUCUGUGGGGAAUAUACUGGUAUACAGCUUUGUUAUGGUGGGGGUUUUGGAUACCAUGCCUAUGGGAAGGCUGGAUGGUCAAGGAGGGCAAGGGUGGUCGUAGCAACAUUACAGAAAACAGACGAGGGAAGUUGGGGCCCUUUGAUGUCGAUCAAAACAUGGAAGCGUCUUGAUGAUGAGAACCUUACUACCAUUGAUGUUCAAGUACUUUGGAGCAACGGCACUACAGAAGUUGGAAGUCCGGUCGGGGCUCCGACGGCGAGCGAAGGGCCUUCGGGUAUGACACCAGGGUCUCUUCUGUCUCCCGCGGUCUCCCCUGCUCCGAUGACCGGAAACACUGGCGACUGCGCUUCACGGAGCACGCUGCUUUUAGUUGCCGGCUUAGGAGCCACGAUCCUCCGGGCGUUCUUCUGAUUCUAGUCGGAGGCCUUUCCAUUACAAAUUCUCCUCGCGAUUUCGUGAUUGUAUACCUUACAGAUGCAUCAACUACUUUGGUAGUUUCA
Molecule: messenger RNA, 1518 nt
Organism: Rhodamnia argentea
Lineage: Eukaryota; Viridiplantae; Streptophyta; Magnoliopsida; Myrtales; Myrtaceae
Product: probable inactive purple acid phosphatase 29
Exons: 5
Coding region: 98-1429 (443 amino acids)
Cellular component (GO): cytoplasm
Molecular function (GO): hydrolase activity, acting on ester bonds
Source: RefSeq, a predicted model, not a curated record